AUGAAGGUCAUCAUUAUUCUAGCUCUCUGCAUUGCCUACGUUUGGAUUGCCGAGGCCGGAAUCCCUAUCAGUCACACAAUGCGACAUGAUGACUUUGAGCCUAUCAAGGAGGGCUGGCACAUUCCCAGUUAUGAAUACAAGUACGGAGUGGCGGAUCCAAAGACUGGAGACCAUAAAGAGGCAUGGGAGCAUCGUCAUCAUGAUCACGUCAAAGGUGGUUACUCACUCCACGAUGCUGAUGGUACACACCGCAUCGUUGAGUACACUUCCGAUCCAAAGACUGGUUUCCACGCCAUCGUGAAGACUGAAGGACACGCUAAGCAUCCCCUUCACUACGGGAUUGGCGGUGGGGCCGGAGGUGGAUUCUAA
Messenger RNA from Lutzomyia longipalpis, 369 nucleotides. RefSeq names its product larval cuticle protein A2B-like. Gene Ontology annotation, cellular component: extracellular matrix. NCBI's taxonomy places the organism in Eukaryota, Metazoa, Arthropoda, Insecta, Diptera, Psychodidae. The transcript is spliced from 2 exons. The record is from RefSeq and is a predicted model, not a curated record. The coding region runs from base 1 to 369 and encodes 122 amino acids.